Messenger RNA from Paramecium sonneborni, 1648 nucleotides. The record is from the annotation of a GenBank genome assembly. Lineage: Eukaryota; Ciliophora; Oligohymenophorea; Peniculida; Parameciidae.
AUGUAUAAUUUCUUCAAAGCUAUUGAUUAAUUUGGAAUUGAACAAAAGCUCUCUAUUCCAGCUAUAAAUCCUACUUAAAGAAGUGCCAUAGGAGGAGUAGCUACUUUGACACUAUAUGGAAUAAGUUUUGCUUACUUUUUAUAUGAGUUUAUUGAUUGGUAGUAAAACAAUAAACUUCCAAAAAUCACAUCUUUACAAAAAUAAAUUUCUUAAGCUGAAAAUGUAUAAAUAGAAGGUAUAUUUGCUCAUAUAUCACACAUUGCUUCAAAUGAAAACAAAAUUGAUCCAUUUGAUCCCAAUAAUUUGAUUUUCUAUCCAAUCUUAACAACUUAACCUAAUAAUAAAAAUGAGGUACUAUUAUAUAUAAAUCUAGAGUUAAAUACUCAAAAGUAGAUUAGAUCAUUAAACCUUAGAAACUGGAUAGAUUACUAAUAAAUUUAUUAUUGAAAACCCUAACUUUAUUGGUUCACCUCCAACGGCUUUAGAAAUGAUUUAUUAAGAUUAUUAGAUCCUUUUUGGAUAUUGUAACCCUAAUACCUUAGAAGAAGGGUAUUAAUGUGCCAAUUAAGAUACUAUUUAAAAAUUUUAAGAAUAAUAGAACUUUUUCGAAAUUUAAAUCUAUAUUCAACAAUACGACACAAAAUAAAAAUCACUUAUUAAAAUACCAAAAUUUUACUCUUUAGAUAUUUCUUCAGAUAAAAUGCUAUAUUGUUCAUUUAAUCUACAGGCAAAUUAAAUAGAUGUUGAUGAUGGAUUUCUAUUUUCUAAUUCUAAUGAAUAAAUUUUUUUUUCUGAUUUUAAUAUGUUUACUAAUACAUAUGAUAUCUUACAAAGUGAAAAAGUUUAUGGAUAAAAACCAGUUUUUGUUGCCUAUUUCACAAUAGAUUAAAUUAAAUCAGUUAUUUAUAUAGAAUAUCCUAAAAUAUCAGAAAUUCUUGCUAAUGCAGGAUCAAUUGUUACAUGGAUUUUAUAAAUAUCCUUUAUUUUUAUUAAAUAUAAUGAAAUGAUUUGCACUCAAAAUGCUAGAAAAGAUGUUAUUUCAAUGUUUUAUACUGAUUAUUCUGAUAUUAGAAUAAAAACAAAUUACUUAGGAAAAAUCAGUUAAUUAAAGCUUAAAGAAAAAAUUUAUGAUAUAAAUAAGAUUCAUUCAUUUAUUGAAAGUUUACAUUAAAUAGCAGAUUAGAAAAUGAGCUAUAUUAAUUUAUAAUUUGAAGUCUCAAGGUAUUUUUUAUUGAUAUUCUAAGAAUUUAACUAAUCUUAUAAGAAUGUUUAGGUAUUGAUUAAAUGAAAAAAUGUUUGCAAUAAAAUCAUAAAUUAGAAUCUAUUUUAGAUAAACUUGGAUUAAAUGAGAUACCAUAAACAAAAAAAUGUAAAAUAUAAAUUGUAAUUUUUUACAAUAAUUAUUAAGUAACCUGAAGAAUAAUAGAAUGAUAACUUAAGAUAAUAAGAAUAAUCAGAAGGAGAAUUAAUAAUUUAGAAUGAUCUUUUACCUGAAGAAGAUUUAGAAUCACAUAUUGGAUUAUUAUUGAUGAAGGAGAAUACACAAUAUACCUAAGUUGAAUUUAAUUAAAGUCUUCUACCUCAAGCUGGAUCUCAAAUUGAUUUGAAACUUAAUCAUUAAGAAAAAUAGCCAUCCUCAAUUUCUUGA